CCUUCAUAUAUCUCUUCUCCAUCAUAGUUGACUCUCCUUGACUCUUGUAGUAUCGAGUGAUUCUACUGAGACCUUGAAACCAGCAUCACCAUUGGACGCCAUGGGCUCGGCCAUGGGUGACUUGUGGGCAGAUCAAAUAACAACCCACUUUAAGGUGGGGUUCCAUGCUCUUUCUCUUUACGGUCCAUCUUGGUUCAUUUUCACCAUAUACUCUGUUGCUUUUUGACUAAGAACACUUCUUAAAAGAAAUGGCAGAAAACACGAGUCCAGCUAUCACUAUGACUUGUGAGGUUUGUUCAGAGUAUUACACUGACCCCCUCAUGCUUCCCUGUCUUCACUCAUUCUGUAAGAAGUGUCUAAUAAAAGCUAAAGAGAAGCAAGGUAGUGCUGAUACCUCAUUAAAGUGUCCAACGUGUGACACUAGCGUUAAUUUACCUCAUGGUAAAAUUGAAGGCCUCACUCAAAACCUUUGGUUUGAACAUAAAUCAAAAGAGGCUUCGAUCAAAAAGAAGAUUGUUAGUAAGGAAGCAACAUCGUGUGAUAAAUGCGAUGAUUCCAGUGAUGCAGCUGUCAUGUAUUGCUGUGAGUGUGGCCAGUUUCUGUGUGAUCUUUGCAAGAAAGUUCAUAAGCGAAACAAGAAAGAAGCAAAUCACAAGUUGAUUGAUCUAGAAACAAAGGAAUCUAUUGAAUUACCUGCUAUUAAGCAUGAGGCAGCUUAUUGCAUUCAACAUUCAGAAAAGCUGACAUACUACUGCAAGGAUUGCGAUAAAUUAGUUUGUCAGAUUUGUCUUAACAUUCACCAUAAAAGUCACAAUUACAAUUACUACAUAGAUGAAGGUGAAACAGCUUGUACAGCAUUAAAGGAAAGUGUUGCUAGUUGUGAUGGAGUCAUUCCUCCAGUCACUGAAGCUAUUGCUAAUGGAGAGAAGAUGCUAGAGCAGAUAGUAACACGUAAAGAAGAAGUAAGGCAGGAAAUUAAGGAAACGUUUGAAGAGCUUAAAGCUGCUUUAGAUAAGAGAUGCAAUGAUCUACUAAUGGAGAUAGAAGAGAUUGCUAGCGCUAAGAGGAAUUCUGUCGAGAAGCAGUUGGAUAGGUUUCGUAAACUGGUAAAACAGGCUUCUCAUGGUCGUCAUCUUGCAUCGUCAGUGAGUGAGCGUACUGAUCCAGGUGAAGUUCUCAGUGUUAAGAAGCUAAUCACCAAUCAACUAGAGGAA
Messenger RNA from Amphimedon queenslandica, 1214 nucleotides. Its product is annotated as E3 ubiquitin-protein ligase TRIM33-like. Gene Ontology annotation, molecular function: zinc ion binding. The record is from RefSeq and is a predicted model, not a curated record. The annotation marks the transcript as partial. NCBI's taxonomy places the organism in Eukaryota, Metazoa, Porifera, Demospongiae, Haplosclerida, Niphatidae. The transcript is spliced from 2 exons.